AACAGCGACAUACCCUCCUUCGGCUUCAGUCGUCUCCCAGCCUCCACGCGAAUUUCCUAUUUUGUUGUUUGUCGGAAGUCCAACUUAUUUUUUCAGCCGCGCGCCGUUGCAAUUAGACUCGUACUCGUACUCGACUGGUGCUCACGAGAACAUCCGUUUCUAAUUCAAUCAACGAGCGCAAAUAUGUCCGGGCUCAUGAGCAAGCGCCAGCAGGCGCGGAAUGAGAAGGUCUUGCAGGAUCUUGUACAUAACGUACCAGGAAAUAAUUUUUGCGCCGAUUGUCAAGCAAGAAAUCCAUCUUGGGCAUCAUGGAAUCUUGGUGUUUUUCUCUGCAUGCGAUGCGCAGCCAUCCAUCGCAAAUUGGGCACUCAUAUAUCUAAAGUCAAAUCACUCAGUAUGGAUAGUUGGUCGAACGAUCAAGUCGAAAGUAUGAAACGAGUGGGAAACGACGCGUCGAACAAGAUUUAUAAUCCCCAGAAUAAGAAGCCGCCGGUACCGAUCGAUGCUGACGAAGCUGAUUCCGCCAUGGAACGAUUUAUACGGGCCAAGUACGUUCAACAGAAGACAGCAAACGGGACGAAAAAGCAUAAUACUGGAAGCUCGGACGAAGGUACUCCGCCGCCGCUACCGCCUAAGACUGGUAGUCGUUUCUUCUCUUUUCGGUCUAAAAAGGAUACACGUCCACGUGAAAGCGUUUUCGGUGUCCAUGACCCUCCACGCAGCCCUGAUCAGUCGCGCAACAAGGCUCCUCCUAAGGUCUUUGGAGCUAGCGUGCAUCAAGACACCCCAGAGGAUAUGGCACAGAAGUUGACACAACUCAGGGAUAUGGGAUUUACGGACGACAAACGCAACGCUAUGAUUUUAAAGGGUGUCAAUGGUAAUAUUGAAAAGACAAUAGAAGCUUUAGUACGGCUAGGAGAAGGUGGAGGAGGACCCCCGUUAUCUCUACCAAGUCGUGACAGUUCUAGACCUCCUCCGACCUCUAGGUCGUUAACUCCUCAGCCCUUGACGCCGAGAACCGCGCCCUCCAUCGGGCUGUCCAAGUCUAGUCCACCGACAGCGCGGAGUCCAGCCAGCACCGUGUCGAACAACCCAUGGGACAUACAGCCAGCUCAGCCCCAGUCGUCGCAGUCGACAGGAACUUUGCAGAACAGGAACCCCUUUUAUGCUACGAAUCCGUUUGGGGCGCCGAACCAGCAAGCCGAUUUUAACUUAAACCAGAGCUUGCAGAACUUGAACUUGUCCAUAGCACCGGCUCCUCCACAGGCACUAUUCCCACAUCAUACUGGGGGAGUACCGGCUCCGCAGCCCAUGGCGCAGUCUUUCUACUCGCAACCCAUGACUCCGCCAAUUCCGCAAGCACAGAAUUUUACACAGCACUCACUUACCAGCAGUCAGAGCUAUUUUCAGCUGCCUCCACAGCAACAGCAGAGCUACAACCCGUUCCUACAAGCUCCCGCAAAUCCGCAGCCCGCACUUUCAUUAAACACUUCCCCGUUCCAGAACCACGGCUCUCUUGCAAAUAACCCUUUCGCUAGAUCUCCUACUAGAGUCGUAUCGCCAACUUUAAAUCAGAUACCCGAACAGUCGCAACAGAAUUUCUAUAAUAAUUCAUCCCACUCUGCGUAUGCGAGCAAUGCGAGCAACCCAAGCAACCCAUUCUUUACGACGAGCCAGCCUGUACAAGCGUCCGCUCCAGCCGUGAUGUCUCAGCCACCCCAACAAGCAUGGUACGAGACGCAACCCCCUGCACAAGUGGCAACUCAACCGGUGUACCAGCAGCAGCAGCAACAACAGCAGCCUCAGCAGCCUCAAAGGCCUGAUACUGCUUCCAUCAUGGCUCUAUAUAACUACCCUCAGCUAGCCCCGGCUCGUCCACAGGUCCAAGAUCAGAGUGCGUCCAGUACGCAGAUAAAUCAAACAGCCCCUCAACCAGCACAGGCGCAGGUACCUCCGCAACAAAACACAUCAUCACCCCUAGCAGGAAGUAAUAACCCCUUUAUGCACAAUGCGGCAACCCCCGUUCCAAACGCAGCCGCGGCUCCAUCGCCGUUCGCCGUGCCCAGUAAUCCCAAUCCAGUUCCCUCAGGUGCCAGGAGCAGAGAGAGCAUGACUUUGGGGAUGGAGAUGGCUUGGAAUAACGGCCGACACAGUCCAGAUGCGUUCGCCAGCCUGAGCGCGAGGAGCGGUUAAUUAUAGAUGCCCUGCACAUACGUGUAUAU
Daldinia vernicosa is the source of this 2222-nucleotide messenger RNA. RefSeq names its product ArfGap-domain-containing protein. The record is from RefSeq and is a predicted model, not a curated record. NCBI's taxonomy places the organism in Eukaryota, Fungi, Ascomycota, Sordariomycetes, Xylariales, Hypoxylaceae. Bases 184 to 2193 code for a protein of 669 amino acids. The transcript is spliced from 4 exons. Gene Ontology annotation, cellular component: Golgi apparatus. Gene Ontology annotation, biological process: intra-Golgi vesicle-mediated transport; endoplasmic reticulum to Golgi vesicle-mediated transport; endocytosis. Gene Ontology annotation, molecular function: protein binding; GTPase activator activity.